Molecule: messenger RNA, 635 nt
Organism: Lecanosticta acicola
Lineage: Eukaryota; Fungi; Ascomycota; Dothideomycetes; Mycosphaerellales; Mycosphaerellaceae
Source: the annotation of a GenBank genome assembly
AUGGUCCGCAUCAAGCACCGCUACCUGCUCUUGAACAUUCUCUACCCUCAAGAGAAGCCCGCCACGACGGCCAAACCAAAUCAAAUUGUACCAUGGACUGUUCAGUUCAGGCAGCCGAGCUCUGAUCGUCUGGAUGCGAAGCUUCUUGCCCGCGUAAUUCGCGAUGGCGUAUCAGAACUUUUCGGUGACUAUGGGGCCGGCAUGGUUGCUGGUAGUCUCCAAGGUACCGCCGCCGCAUCCCAUAUAUCUGGUCUGGCUUCUCUAGCAAAUGCUGACCUCACCCAGUCAAAUACAUGUCUGCCGCCACUUCUACUGCCAUUGUUCGCGUCGCACGCGCGCACUACCGCAUGGUCUGGGCUGCCCUGAGCUUUGCAACCAAGAUUCCUAAACCUGUGGACCAGACGUGCGUGAUUCAAGUCGUUCGAGUGAGCGGCACAAUCAAGAAGUCCGAGGAAGAAGCUAUCCGCCGUGCCCGGGCGACAAUUGUUCGAGCGCAACGAGCGGAGGCUGCAACACUAGCGACCGCCAGCGGAAAAGCUCCUGAACAUAAUGGCGACGAUGGCGACAUGAGUAUGGCGAACGGUAUCGAGGAUUUCGACGGACCCGAAGCUGGCGAUACGGACGAAGAAGACUGA